Molecule: messenger RNA, 813 nt
Organism: Staurois parvus
Lineage: Eukaryota; Metazoa; Chordata; Amphibia; Anura; Ranidae
Source: the annotation of a GenBank genome assembly
AUGUCUACACAGCUGUUUGAAGGAAAGGAGCACGCCUCGUAUUAUCAAAAAUUCAGGUUUGAGCCACCGCAAGAAAUAAUCGACCUUAUCUUCAGUUUUGUGGAUGAAAGGCUGCCUAAACCCUAUGGAUUUGCCGUGGACGUUGGCUGUGGAACGGGGCAGAGCACAAGAAUUCUCUCUCCGUUCUUUGAGAAAGUCCUCGGAACCGACAUCAGUGAGGCUCAGAUAGAGGAGGCCAAGAAAGCCCCGGGGUCACCCAAUGUCACAUACAGUGCCUGUCCAGCUGAAGAGGUGCCGGUUGGUGACGCCUCUGUCGAUCUACUAACAGCCUGCGCUGCUGUCCAUUGGUUUAACAUUGAGAAGUUUCUAAAAGAGGUGGAUCGGAUCUUAAAGCCACGAGGUUGCCUCGCUUUCUUCUCCUAUCUCCCCCACAUGGAAGUUCACUACAAGGAGCGCUCAGAACAGAUGAGCCAAGUCUUUGCAGACGUGGAAAAUAUUCUGGCUCCAUAUCAGCACGAGAAGGUUCACCAUGUGAAGACUGGAUACAAGGAAAUAUUUGAAUCCAUCCCUUACACCGACAAAAGAAGGAUAGAAAGCGUUGUGACCAAAAUCCGAAUGCCAUUGUCAGGUCUGCUGGGAUUUAUUCAGACCUUCUCCAUGUUCCAGUCGUAUCUUAGGAGUGAGCCUGAGAAAGCAAAAGAAACUAUAAAAACAGUAGAGGAAAGGUACCUUCAGAUCAUGGGGACGUCCUCCAUUGAAACGGAGGUUGAACUUUGGCUGCGAAACGUCCUGGUAUUGGCUUCUAAACCGUAG